This is a messenger RNA of Drosophila gunungcola (fruit fly), 743 nucleotides long. RefSeq lists its product as uncharacterized. The record is from RefSeq and is a predicted model, not a curated record. Bases 165 to 713 code for a protein of 182 amino acids. The transcript has a single exon. Lineage: Eukaryota; Metazoa; Arthropoda; Insecta; Diptera; Drosophilidae.
AAAGCAAAUAUAGCGAAUCACAUUAGCUAUUCAAAAUACAACUCACUUUCGAAAAAUCAACUUAUCCGCAAAUUAGACUUUUGAAUUUAUUCCAACCCUCAUUCCUUUUUACCAAAUCGUUUUGUUUCCAAGUAAAUUAUAAGUUCAGAGCGUUAACUCCGAGUAUGACUUCCCUGGCGUGUGUCUUCAUUGCUGGCUUGACCCACCUGGUGGAUCUACUUGCCCCGUCGUCUAAGAAUCCGACAAUUCCCGGGCCACAGCUCCCCACUCUGAUUGUGGCCAUUGCUGCGAUGGAUCUCAUCUGGGACAACUGCUUCAUACCCCAGCGACUCAACGUUCUGCCGACAGUCGUCAAGCGGAUCUACGAGUUGGCAGUGGCUUUCCUUCUGCUGGAGAUUGCCAUCCACGUCCUGUGGAAGACGAUGGAACAGAUUUGCUUUCUGCUGGUCAAGAUUGGGCUGCUCGCCACGGGCCUCGUGUCGGAGUCCAUCUACGAGAAGUACGAGGUUUUCUGGGUGGGCAGCGUAACAGUGCCGCUGGCCUUGCUGAUCCUGGCGUUCGCGGGCCAGGCCACCGAUCACUUCCACAUGCUGCACGAGAGCUUAAUUGAAAAGCGGACAAGGGUUGAACUGCGGGCGGACGAGGCCCUUAAGUAUCUGGAGAAAUGUCCGAGGGCCAUCAAAAGAGGCUACGCAACUGCGUUCCGGCUCUAAAAAGGCGCAAGAACCUGACCAGCAAUCGGG